AUGGAAUAUCAAAGUGCAAUAUGGAUGUGUCAAGUCAUAUUCCUCAGAUAUUGCAAUAAUAUGCAAUCAGACAAUCUGGGUUAUAUUGCCACCUCAUACAGAAGUGCAUAUGGAAAUAAAGUUAUACAGAAAGAACAUGACUGUGCAAAGCAAAUACCCAGCUUUGAUGAAAACAUCGUCAAACAAACAUUUUUAGGAGAGACGGGAGAUAUCUGGCAUAGUGCAUUGGUUCCCUCAAAGUCUAACCCAUCAAACCAAGAGAUAAGCAUUGAUCAUUCCACUGCAACAAUCUCAGUCAGUAAUGAAAAUUUCUUUUGUUCAGAAAAGACCCAAACAUUGCUUAAUUUGCUUAAAGAGUCUCAGGAUGAGUUCAUAACUAUCACGAUUCCAGAGUUAGAAGAAGUGAAGCUCAGUUCAACAAACACUCAUUACACUGACAUGGCUCAGGGUACAUCAGUCGCUAGCAACUUACCAUCUCUAUUGGGAUUCUGUCGAUACAAAAAAAUUGAUUCAAGUUGGUUUUGCAUACGUGAUAAGGUACAUGAAAUCAUUUGCAAACCCAAGAAAUUAAAAAACUUUCAGAGAGGCAACAGUUUCGAAUGA
Porites lobata is the source of this 603-nucleotide messenger RNA. NCBI's taxonomy places the organism in Eukaryota, Metazoa, Cnidaria, Anthozoa, Scleractinia, Poritidae. The record is from the annotation of a GenBank genome assembly.